AUGAAUGGUCCAUCAACAUUUGAAGCUGAACACGAGGAGCUGAAAGAAAUAGUAAGGAGGACGGUAACUGCUGCUACUUCGGCUGUUGAGCACAACGAUCAGAAACUGCGGCUCAUUGAUGAUUUGCAGCACUUGGGAGUGAGCUACCACUUCGAGGGCGAGAUUGAAGCCGAGUUGCUUAACAUGACCAGUACGGAUAUGCUUUCUGACUCGAAUGACCUCAACUCAAUCGCGAUUUGGUUCCGCCUUCUCAGACAACAAGGUCUAAAUGCUUCUCCUGAUAUAUUCGAGAAAUUCAAGGACGGGGAAGGCAAUUUCGUGGUGUCAUUGGCCUCUGAUGUUCCAUCCCUACUGAGCUUGUACGAAGCCUGUUUUCUGGCCAUACCAGGAGAAGAUAUUCUGGAUCAAGCGCUGGCCUUCACUACUCAACACCUUGGCUCCUAUGCAAGUAAUUAUAGUGGUAAUAAGAUAACGAAUCCCAAGUUGGCGGAAGAAGUAAGGUUUGCCCUGCUAAGGCCAAUCCGAAAGCGCUUGCCGAGGCUGGAGGCUAGGCGUUUCAUCGACACUUUUAACAUGGAUGACCAGUCCUCGUCCCAUGAUAUUUCUGGGUCGCUGUUGAGGUUUGCCCAGUUGGAUUUCAAUAUCGUGCAACGCCUACAUCAGGAAGAACUCCGUGAAAUCCAACAGUGGUGGGUAGAUUUGGACGUGGCGACCAACUUCAAAUACGCAAGAGACAGAAUUGUGGAGUGCUACCUGUGGGUAAUGGGGAUGUAUUUUGAGCCCAAGUAUAGCCAAGGCAGGAGGCUACUGACCAAGUUGAUAGCGGUCAUGUCUCUUGGGGACGAUACUUACGAUAACUAUGCUACAUAUGAAGAACUCGCUCCCUUCACCGAGGCCAUUGAAAGGUGGGACAUCGAUCUCGUGAGUAACCUUCCAGAAUGCAUACAGAAGCUUUAUGCCUUGUACCGCUAUAGGUUUGACGAGAUUGAAGAGGCAUUUGCUGCAGGCGGAAGGCCAUUUGGUGCAGUUUACGCGAAAAAGGCCCUAGACACACUGCUGAAAGCCUACCUAAUGGAGGCCAAGUGGAGGGACGAGGAUUAUCGGCCGAAUCUGGAAGAGUACAUGCAAGUUUCAUUAGUGACAACUUGCUUUACGGUCCUCACGACUGUUUCAUUCCUCGCCGUGCCCGAAGCCGCAACUGAGGACACAUUUCACUGGAUCUCCACCGACCCUACUGUGCUCUUGGCCUCCAAAACCGUCUGUAGGUUAAUGGACGACAUUGUCUCCCACAAGUUUGAGCAAGAAAGGAAGCAUGUCCCAUCCGCCGUAGAAUGUUACGUGGACAAGACGGGGCUGUCGGAAGAGAAGGUGGUGGGAGUGCUUAAUGAACAGAUUGCCAAGGCGUGGAAGGACAUGAACAAAGAGUACCUGAUGACGAACAGGCCGACAAAUGGGAUGGCGACUAAUAAGCCUAUCCUCGAUCGGAUGCUUAAUCUUGCGAGGGUUAUAGAUGUGAUCUAUAAGGAGGAUGAUGGCUUCAGAAACUCUCAUCUGCUGAAACACUAUGUUGUCUCCGUUCUCCAGGAACCUGUUUCCCUUGUUGCUGUUUAGCACUGGAGAAAAUGCAUGCGUGAUAUUACGUAGUACUGAAGGUUCUUUUGUUUCUAUACCCAUCAUUAUGUACUGCUAGCGUACGUCUG
Linum tenue is the source of this 1700-nucleotide messenger RNA. The record is from the annotation of a GenBank genome assembly. Lineage: Eukaryota; Viridiplantae; Streptophyta; Magnoliopsida; Malpighiales; Linaceae.